AUAACAAUAUGCUACUAUUACUAGUACUAAUAUUCCUACUUCAAUUUAUUUGGAAAAAAAUCUGCUGUCAUCGUCGUCAUCAUCACCGUCCUCGUAUUCUUCACCAUCUUCAUCAAAGCUCCAAUGGCAUACGGCCAGUUGUACCUGUGGCUUUUGUUCUACGAUUAUUUUGUUUGAUUUUGUUCUACUAUUAUUGCACUAAAUACCUCUUGUAUAUUUUUGUUGCUUGGAUUUUAUGCGCGCUAAUCUUAAAAGUUCUACCGGUGAUUCCUCAUAUUGCGAAGCUAUGGCUGGAUUUCAAAAAUGGUUACAAGCCUGUGUCAUUCUCAUUGUCUUUAGACGAGGAUUAUAGACUUUCUGAAUGGAUAAAGGAUUUUUUCAAUAAAUCAAACUUUAAGGAAAGGUACUCUGAAAAUGAGUUAGAAGAGCACGAAGCUUUUGUAAUGGGUUUUGUGAAAAGGCUUUGUGAUAAGCUAGGAAAACUAUAUCCUGCAUUCAAAGUUAAGAUUGUGCCGAGUGGAAGCUAUUAUGACAGAACGAAAGUCAUAGAACCAGAUGAAUUUGACUAUAAAUUAGUAUUUACCAAUGUUCAAGGAUUCAAAACUCAUCGCACUGUCUUUUCAUCCAACAUGAAAAAACUAUUCAUGAAUGAUGAACAAUUUCUAAGAACUAUCAACGAUUCUAAGCAUCCACUAUUCAAGAAGAGUAGGAUGGACACAUUACAUUCCUUCCUUACAUUCCUGCAGCAUAUUUUGAUAGAUUUUCCUCUUUUUAUAGUUGCAAUACCUGUUGAAGUUUUUGUAUUGACAUUCAUUUGUGUAUGUAUUUGGAGAGUGUUUAUUAAGAAAUUCUUCAACCAUAUGGAAACUAUAGAUGUUCUCUGCGCAGUCCUCGAUGCUGUUAAUGUUUGCAUACGUAGAUCUAAGGAACUUUCUUGUGACCUAAUUUAUGUUGCAAGAAAAGCAGUCAUACAUGGACCUUGCGUGUCAUUAGCCAUCAAAGCUCCACUCUGUGAUACCUUAAUUGAUUUAGGCUUCUGUUUUAAACAGCCACACUCUCAAACUGUUGAUGCUUCAUAUUUAGUCUUACCAACACCCUAUGAGGACUGGACACUGACCCGCCUGUCAUUGAAUUCUAUAGAUACAAUGUCAUUAAAUCAUAAAAUGAUUUUCAUGGUUUUAAAAUGUAUUGCAAAACGAACACCAACUCUCAUGAUCUGAAAAUGCUGGUAUUAGACCAUGAGAAAAACUGCAAGGACGAUAUAAAAGCAGCAAGGUGUUUUAUUAAUAUGGCUCAAAAUAUGUUUAAUAGAUUAGGAGUGAGAGAAAAUGCUGAAGAAGUUGUCAUUCUUCCCAUCAUGAACAAACCAUUUCCAGAUAAAGAUUUUCCGAAGAAAAAUGUAAUUUCAAAAUUUGUCAAGCUCUUUUUUGAUCGGAAUAGUGAAAAACAUGUGACAGAGGAGAUAUAUUUUUUCCCAAUUUGUAUGUAUUUAAUAAUUCAUUUGAUAAAAUCAGAUUCUAACAAUCUAAACUAUUUGUAUAAUUUCAUUUUGAACGAUGCCGGUUGGCUUCUGGGUCAGAUGAAAGAUAUUAUGUCAGUAGAAGGUUUAUUUCAUAGUUAUAAUGUAUAUGUAUUUCCAAAGCAAAAAAUUGAAAAAUUGGUAAGGAAGAUGCAAGAACUAGAAUGGUUUGAAUCUGAUUAUCACUGGCCAGAAACAGCUAGAGCAUGCUUCUCUAGAAUGAAGGAUAAAUCCGCAUCCUUGAUAAAUUUGGAAACAUAGAAAGAAGUUGUAAUCACCAUCAUAUCACCCAUAGGUUCUGAUAUCACCUUAACAUGGUUUCAUAUUAGUAAAAUCAUGUUCAAGAUUUGAAAAUGACUUCAUGCAGUUUUCAUGUGUAGAAUUACAGUUGUUUUUCCGAAACUAUUAUGCAUUUUUUGAAAAUGAUUCCAUGAUAAUGGAAAUAAAGUUGAAGAAUUUGAUGGAACUAAAAUAUCAGGUUUUGUUAUAUUUCAAUGGUUAAUAGGGCUUUGUAUAUUGUUGAUGAUAUCUUAACAUCACCCACGUUCCUGCCUGACUGCCUGUCAACGAUAUGUGGUACAUUUAAAAAUCUGUUGAUAUACUUUUUCGCCAAAAUAUUGCUUGGAUUUAAUAUCAAAUUGAUGCAGGUAUCUCUAUUUUAUCUGAAAAACCAACCUUUUCUAAACAUUUUGACAAAAUAUUGUGUUUUCUCAUUAUGAAUAUACAUGUACAUGUACCAUGAAAGUACUUUUGAUAAAAUACUUUCUUGGUUUCAAAAUUGCCAAUUCAAGCCUAACCA
Owenia fusiformis is the source of this 2318-nucleotide messenger RNA. The record is from the annotation of a GenBank genome assembly. NCBI's taxonomy places the organism in Eukaryota, Metazoa, Annelida, Polychaeta, Sabellida, Oweniidae.